UGGCUGCCGUAUUAGAAAUGGAAAAGAAAAAAUAACUCCAAAAAAAAACUAAAUUAAAGAAAAUAUUUGAUGAAAAUUUGUGAAUAAUUUGGAAAAUUCAUUGAGAAUUGUGUGGAAUAUUGCAAAGAAAAUUACGGAAAACAAUAGUUCCCUGUAGAACUGCAAUAAAAAGCGAACGAAAAAAAUACACUAAAAAAAUCUAUCUAUUGCUGGUGUUCUUUUGUGGUGUGUAUGUGUGUAGAGAAGAAAAAUAAUAAAAAAAAAUCCAAGAAAAUAAAUUGUGGAAACGCAUCUAACGCCUCAACAAAUCCCAGCCAUUUAACCAACAAAAACACCCCCCCCCCCCAGAAAUUUCCUUUUUCUCUUUCUUCUCGUUGGGUGAUGAAGAAUUACCGCAAACAUAGAUUCACGCAAGCGUAAAAGGUUUCUACAGACCACAAUGAAGGAGAUGGUCGGAGGAUGUUGCGUUUGUUCUGAUGAGCGUGGAUGGCCCGAAAAUCCACUUGUGUAUUGUGAUGGACAGAAUUGUACUGUGGCGGUGCAUCAGGCAUGCUAUGGCAUUGUUACCGUACCCACGGGUCCAUGGUUUUGUCGUAAAUGUGAAAGUCAAGAGAGGUCGACGCGGGUGCGUUGUGAGCUGUGUCCCUCGCGGGAUGGUGCUUUGAAGAAGACCGACAAUCAAGGUUGGGCACAUGUGGUCUGUGCCCUCUACAUACCGGAGGUGCGUUUUGGUAAUGUUACCACAAUGGAACCCAUCAUACUGCAGUUGAUACCUCAGGAGAGGUAUGGAAAAAACUGCUAUAUCUGCCAGGAAAUGGGCAAGCCCCAUCGCGCCACUGUCGGCGCCUGUAUGCAGUGCAAUAAAUCCAAUUGUAAACAACAAUUCCAUGUGACAUGUGCCCAAAGUCUGGGGCUGUUGUGUGAGGAGGCCGGCAACUAUUUGGACAAUGUCAAAUACUGUGGCUAUUGCCAGCAUCAUUAUAGUAAAUUGAAAAAGGGUGGCAAUGUCAAGACCAUACCACCCUAUAAACCCAUUAGCCAUGAUACAUCGUCGGAUUCGGGUUCAUCACCGGAAAAGGAGAUUGACUCAACCAUGAGUGCCACGGCCUCAUCCACCUCGGCGACCAGCAUUAAGAUAACCACAAAUAUGGCCUCCUCGUCCUCGUCGUCAUCGUCCAAACAAAGAAAGUCCUCAAAUGCCACCAAACAGUCAUCAUCGUCGUCAUCCUCCUCGGUGGCGGCCUCAGCCUCGGCCUCCUCGUCAUCGUCGGCAUCGGCUGGCAACAAUAAUCUUUCUAGUUCUUCGGCCCAUAAUCUAGGCAAUACGCCCAGUGGAGGUUAUGGCGGCACUGGCCCCAGCAACUCUCUAGCAAUAGGUGCAGGCACCAAUUCUUCUUCAUCUUCUUCAAAUAUCAAAUCAUCCUCCUCAUCAUCGGGUGGUGGCGGCGGUGGUGGUACCUCCUCAUCGGGCAGUUACAAAGACAAGGAUGGCGGAAAACAUAGUAAAAAUCCCAAUAAGCUAUCAAGCUCUAGCAAAGAUAAGGAAAAAGAAAGCUAUUCUUCGUCUUCAACAUCAUUUUCCUCCUCGCGGGACUCUCGCGAGAAAUCAUCGAAAUCGUCAAAAACCAAGGACUCUUCAUCAUCAUCGUCUAGCAGUAGUAAUCUUAAUUCCACAACAGCGGGAGCGGGAGGCUCAUCAAAUAACUCCAAUAAUUUAUUUUCCUCAGAUCCACAUCAUGCCCAUCAUCAUGGUAGCAAUCAAGGUGUUCAAAAUCUAUCCACCUCCAAUGCGGGAGGUAACAUGACAUUUGGUGGGGUAUCUUCAAACUCCAGCAAUUUACAUGGCAAUAUGACAACAUCCUCAUCUGUUUCCUCCUCCUCUUCCUCUGCGGCAAGUGGUGGCAACUCUGCAAAAGAAAACAACAAAAAUCCCUUUUCUUCGUCCAACACAAACUCUGCCACCAGUGGUGGUUCAUCGGGAAAUCAAACAAAUUCCAAUUCUAAUUUUCUCUCCGAACAUCAUUCAGAUGCCACCAAUUUAACACCCAUACCCAUGGAUAUUAUACCACCCAGCAACAGUAGUAGUACGGGUGGCAACUCAAAUAUGCCCACAAAUCUAUCAUCGUCCUCUUCUUCGUUCAAUAAACAUUCAAACAAUUCAAUGCCCUCCAUAAGUGGCAACGGUUCAAAUCCCAAUCUUCAUGGCAGUUCAUCAUCCCAACCAUCCUCCUUUACAUCGAAGAAACGCAAAAGUGAUGCAAAGUCGAGUAAUUUUUCGUCCGAUGAUGUUAAUAAUUCCUUCCGUGAUAUUAUUAAAGAUGUAACCGUGACCCUGACACCCCUAACAGAUUUUGAAAAGGAAAUCGAAAAGAGCUCAAAGAAGCAAAAAACCGAAUUAAGUCCACCUGCACAUCAAACGAUAGCCAGCAGCAGCAAUGAAUCCGCCACAGCACAAAGUAAUCGGGACUCAUCGGCAACAGCGAUAUCAUUAUCAACCUCCAAUAACAGCCAAACAUCAGCAUCGGCGGCGUCACAUCAUAAAUCAAAUGAAGCCAAAGUCAAUGCAUCUUCAGCGGGUUCCAGUACGGGAGGUGGCCUGGCAACAUCUUCGGCAACAACACAUAAAAAUUCCAGUACAGCAGCUGCGGCGGCUGCAGCAGCGGCUAAAGAGCGUGAGGAACGUUAUGCCGCUGCUCAGGCCGCUUUGGCGGCAGCAAAUGGUGGAAGUAUGUCAUCUACGACGGCAACAACUUCGCCCUCUGCCACGGGUAAUGUUGCUGCGCCAAGUCUAUAUGUAUCCGUGCCAUUGUCAAAUGCAAAUGUACCUGGAAUCAAUAUACCAACAACAACAGCAGCGGGAAGCACAACGGGAAGUCAAGAACAACACAUAACAGGACAAACAACCACGCGAUCAACUAGUCAACAGCAACAAUUGGCGGCUGCAGCAGCGGCAGCAGCAGCAGCCUCAUCCACAACAUCAUCACCCAUGGAUCGUCAAUCACCUUUUAAUAAUUCUGCCAACUCUUCGACGACAUCGUCGAUACCAUCACCGGUCAAUCAACAACACAGUAGUGUUAUUUAUCAACAGCCAAGUGGCAAAUCUCCCAAUACCCAUGGGACAGGAGCGGCCGGUGGUGCAGCCUCAUCAACAGGCAUUAAUCUAACAGCCUCCACAACAGAAACCGGCAAUUUAAAGAUUAGCUAUGAAAAACAAUCAUCGGCAUCCUCAUCAUCGUCACGUGUUAGUCAAAUACAAGAUCAGGAGACGGCACCCAUGAGACGUAGCAGAACUCCCGACAGCGGUGUCUUCUCAUCCUCCUCAUUCAAUGUCAGCAAUGCCAGCACCACCAGCUCAUGUUCAUCCAGCACCUCCAUGAAUAUGGGAGGUCUGAAAUUCUCCUAUGAACCGCAGAGUGGAACCGGUGCCUCUUUUUUACCACCCCCCAUGGAUGGCAGCACUAGUCUGGUGGCCGCCGUCAAAGAUUCACCACCCAGUUCGCCGGGUUCAGAGGCCGGCAGUAGUAGCACAACAACAACAGCGGCCACAACACGUAAACGCGGUCGACGAGCAAAAGAGGCUAAUUCAAAUCCCGCAACGGCGACCAGUAGUUCCUCCUCCACCUCCUCCUCCUCAACAACAACAGCACAAAACACCAGCAUACCAAAUGAUCUCAAAGACAUUAAAGUAUUUCAAAAUGGUUUACCACCACCAUCGGCCCCGGCCAGCAAUUCAUCUCAGCAACAGCCAACAACAUCGGCUGCUGCAGCUGCCGCAGCCGCAGCAGCAUCUUCCUCCUCUACACAACCUGCAGUUACAGUUACCACCGCCCCUCAUAUGUUGGGUAAUCAACUGAAUCCCAACAGUGGUAUGGCUCAAAAACUUUCCGACCAACUGAGCAUGGAGAUACAAGAUCACAAUGCCUAUACGGGCCCGGAGGCUGUUAUGCCGCAGUUUGUGGGGGUGCCAUUCCCCGGGAAAUUGCGCAAUACCUCAACGCCCAGUUUGGCAGCUCCUGCUGCACCACCCAGUACAACCUCCGCGGUUAGUGCUGGACCAAGUCCUUUGGCCUCAAUGUUUGGCAGUGGAGCCAAUGGCAGUUUGGCCAUACCCCAGAGUCUGGAACAAUUGCUAGAACGGCAAUGGGAGCAGGGGUCACAAUUCUUGAUGGAACAAGCCCAACAUUUUGACAUUGCCUCUUUGCUGUCCUGCUUACAUCAACUGCAAACCGAAAAUGUGCGCCUGGAGGAACAUGUCUCCAGUUUAAUAGCACGGCGUGAUCAUCUAUUGGCUGUCAAUGCACGCUUGGCCAUACCGCUGAAUGCCACCACCAAUACGUCACAGAGUCAAGCUGCUGCGGCGGCUCAACAGGCCAAUAAUAACGCCGGUGCUACGGCCACAAUGAAUUCAACAACCGGUCAUCAUUCGGCUUCGUCCUCUUCAGGCUCCUCCGCAAGUGUGACAUCAAGUGCUUCCUCGCUGGCAACUGCUGCAUCGCUGGCCACAGCGGCAACCACCUCCAUAUCGGGUACAACAUCGUCGAGCACAUCAAGACAGCCAACACCAUCGGGACCAAUGGCAUCAGUACCACCAACAUCCGCCACCGGCGGCGGGCUCUCCGCCACGGAGAGGAGUCGGUCCAACAAUAACAUGGAAAAUGGUUUGGAUUUCCGACAAACCAACAGUCUUUCGAAUAGCAAUGCCAUGGCAAUGGUGUCUGCAGGCCAUGGCAGCAGUGGAAUGGGUAGGCAUCAUUCAGCUGCAGCACCUGGAGCAAUUGCAUCAAAUAAUAGCAAUAACAACAACACUAGCAAUAAUAACAAUACAAAUGCCAGCAAUGCACAAAUGCUUGGCUCUUCGGCGAUGUUGGUGCAACAACAACAACAGCAGCAACACCAUCAACAACAUUUGCAUAUGCAGCCAAUGCCGCAACAACAACAGCAGCAGCAGCCGCAACAUAUGCCACAUCAUGCAACGCAUCAUGCACCACCACCCCCAAUGCCUCCACAGCAGCAGCAGCAACAAUCACACCAUCAACAACAACAUUUGCAACAACAACAUGCCACCACCACCACAUUGCACCAGCAACAGCAUCACACGCACUUAUCGUCCCAUUCAACAUCAUCUUCAUCCCAGAAUUCCUCCGCCUCCAAUGCAAUCUCCUCGUCGGCAUCUACGGCCCAGCAGCAACAACAACAACUGCAACAAACGCUGCCACAUCUCAUGUCCACUUCGCGUAUUGGAGGUAAUUUAUCCACUAAUACAAAUUGUCUAAAUCCAACUACUAAUCUAAGUGGGGCCAGUCGCAUGGCAGGAGGAUACCACCAUUCACAGGUCAACAGCACCACCCCCACCACGAACAAUAACAACAACAACAAUUCUUCCUCUAAUAUCUCCUCUUCUUCUUGUGCUAUGAAAGAUGGUGAGCAUUCUUCUUCUGCUGCUGGUGUUAGUAGUGGUGGUUCCAUACAACUCCAGGGUGGUGGUGUCCUAAGUUUGACAAAAUCUUCCCAUAAGAUUGAUAAUAGCCUUCAACACCACCACCAUCACCACCAACAACAACAUCAUCAUCUCCAUCAUGGCCAACAUGGUGCUGGUAGCAUUGGUGCACAUUUCAGCUCCUCCUCCUCCACCACCUCCAAGAUUUCUUCUUGUUCUUCUACUUCAACUACUGCCAAGGGUGGCACAAAUUAUCCCGGGCCUUAUAAAGCCCAUAUGCAGUCACAACUAAGGCGAGACGAUAACAUACCAAAGGCCAGCUGAAAUUUAUACUCACAUGAAAUGCCGGCAAAAUCAGCGAAAAAACCUAGCAACAAUAGCCAACUGGGCAAAAGUGUAAUGGCAAAAGAUGACAACGCAAACAAGAAACCACACUCCAAUUCGAAGGACCACAAAAAACAGCAGACAAAAC
Molecule: messenger RNA, 5909 nt
Organism: Musca domestica (house fly)
Lineage: Eukaryota; Metazoa; Arthropoda; Insecta; Diptera; Muscidae
Gene: Alh
Product: protein AF-10
Exons: 13
Coding region: 440-5761 (1773 amino acids)
Biological process (GO): regulation of transcription by RNA polymerase II
Cellular component (GO): nucleus
Molecular function (GO): histone binding; nucleosome binding
Source: RefSeq, a predicted model, not a curated record